Molecule: messenger RNA, 1186 nt
Organism: Culicoides brevitarsis
Lineage: Eukaryota; Metazoa; Arthropoda; Insecta; Diptera; Ceratopogonidae
Product: alpha-tocopherol transfer protein-like
Exons: 6
Coding region: 187-1077 (296 amino acids)
Cellular component (GO): membrane
Molecular function (GO): phosphatidylinositol bisphosphate binding
Source: RefSeq, a predicted model, not a curated record
UAGACGCAAAUCUGUAAAAAUAAAAAAAAAUAAAUACAAAAAAAAUUUACAUAAAAUAUUCAAAUUUUGUAAAAUUAAAAAAAAAAUAUUUUACAAAAAAAAAUAAAUAAAUUUAAAUUUCAAAAUAAGAAAAAAAAAUAUUUAAAAAAAUUAAAUAAAACCAGCAAAUUGCAAUAAUCAUAAAUCAUGUCCCUUCAAAUGGAAUUUGACCUCAAUGAGGCACUAAAACGUGAAGAAGUCGAACAAGACGUCUUAGAUAAACUCCGGAAAUCGGAUAUCCCAUCAAUGCCGGAUUCUAUUACAGAUCAACUUUUACUUCUUUUUUACUGCGCUUGUGAGAAAGAUUUUGAAGUAACGAAGCAGGUCAUCAAGAAUUAUUACGAACACAAACCGAACGCCUUGGAGCACUUUUCAAAGAGAGAUCCUGACUCGGCGAAAAUUAAGCAAUGCCUGCAAAAUCAGAUGUACUUUUAUUUGCCGGUCACACCGAACGGAUAUGCAGUUCUUUACCACAAAUUGUCCAAUUCAAAAGCCGGCAAUUAUAUGUUUGAUGAGGCAAUUAAAACCUAUCUAAUGGCCAUCGACAGCUGUUUGUAUACCCAAGGUCCCCGAAAAGGCAUCAUUUUUUUGUUUGACAUGAAAAAUGUGACGCUGGCUCAUUUGACCAGAAUCAGCAUUCGAGGAAUCCGAAAAUUCUUCUUUUAUGUUCAAGAGUGCUUACCUGCGAAAUUGGAAGAAAUUCACAUCAUCAACACGGUUGGAUUUAUUGACAAAGUUCUUUCGCUGAUCAAGCCCUUCCUGAAAGCAGAUAUUUUAAAGAAGCUUUAUAUGCACUCCGCUACGGAAGACUACCAUACACUGUUAAAAGAUAAAAUUCCGUUAUCUUGUCUCCCAUCAGAUUUUGGCGGUGAAUUAGACUCGUGCGAGAAAAUGCAUGAAAAGCAUUGCAAAGAGCUACUUCAAAUGCGAGACUUUUUCCUGAAUGAGGAGAAACAAUGGAAUCCUAGUGCUAGUAACAACAACAACAAUAAUGUGAUAGAAGCGGCUGAAAAUUUUAGUAAAUUGGAUAUUGAUUAGGAGUAAAAAAAAAAAACAAAAAAAGAGUGAUUAAUAUUAAAUGUAUUUAAUUGAAAUUCAUAAAUUUUGUACUUAAAGAGGAUUUUUUUGUAAUAAAAAUGAAUUAAAU